Parathielavia appendiculata is the source of this 1941-nucleotide messenger RNA. RefSeq lists its product as uncharacterized. The transcript has a single exon. The record is from RefSeq and is a predicted model, not a curated record. Lineage: Eukaryota; Fungi; Ascomycota; Sordariomycetes; Sordariales; Chaetomiaceae. The coding region runs from base 1 to 1941 and encodes 646 amino acids. Gene Ontology annotation, biological process: nucleotide-excision repair; transcription by RNA polymerase II; transcription by RNA polymerase I. Gene Ontology annotation, cellular component: transcription factor TFIIH core complex; transcription factor TFIIH holo complex.
AUGGCCCUCCCGCGUGGCAGAACGACGUACAAGAAGAAGGACGGCAUCCUCACCUUGACAGAUGAUCGAACUGCCCUGAUAUGGACGCCCAUGCCCGCCACAGGGCCGCCCACCGUGUCCCUGGCCCUGGAGAAUAUCAUGAAUCUCCAGCAGACACCAGACGGCGCACCCAAGGUCAUUCUGAGGGUCAUCGAGAAACCGAAGUCAACUGCUGGAGAAGGAGCCGCGCCGUCACAGUUCCUCUUCCAGUUCACCUCGCCGAGUGAUGCCCGGGCCGAGGCCAAUGCCAUCAGGGACCUGCUGUCCCAGUUGUUGGCCGCUGCCCGUGAGAAUGACCCCAACGUGCCAAAGCCUGCCGGAGCUGGGCAGAACGGGGCGAACGGUGCCGGAGCCUCGGCAACCAUGUCUUUUGCCAGCACCGUGAACGCCAAGGCGCCUCCAAAGUGGUUCGACGACAACACGCUCAAAGCAGAUACAGAGCUGCAGCAGUCCCUCAUGAAGAAGGACAAAGACUUGGCCCAGACAUACUCAGAUGCCCUCGCCCUCAAACCUACCUCCAUCUCACAAGCUGCCUUCAACGCCCAGUUCUGGUCCACCCGGGCUGGCCUCCUCCGUGCUCAUGCCAUCGAGCUGAACCAGAAGAAAGGCGCCUACAACGUGCUCUCCACCAUUAAGCCACGGACCGAGGAUGGCCAGUUCAAGCUGAGCAUCACAUCGGAGCAGAUCUCCAUGAUCCUGCAGCAACACCCGCUUGUGAGGCGGAUAUACAACGAAAAUGUCCCCAAGCUCUCUGAGAGCGAGUUUUGGUCUCGCUUCUUCCUGAGCAAGUUGUCAAAGGCACUGCGUGGCGAGCGUUUUACUGAGAACGACAACGCCGAUGUCAUAUUUGACAGGUAUUUGAACGCCGACAACUCGUUUGGGGUUGCAAGCAAGAUUGGCGCGACGCAGAAGGUCCCACACAUCAUAGACCUGGAAGCAAACGAGGAAAACCAGGGAGGCUUCAAGAGCGGCAACCGCAAGGACGUUGAGAUGCGGCCACGGGCCAACAUCCCCAUCAUCAAGACGUUGAACAGUCUCAGCGAGAAGAUCAUGGCCAACGUCGCCCCCACAGAUCUCGACCCAUCCGCCCCCGACGGCCUAGUCGAUGACACGCGCAUCUUUGACGAGCUCACCCUGCGCGACCUCCGCGGCGACGCCGAGGCAUCCCGCAUCAUGCUCAAUGUGAAAGAGCAAAGUCAAUUCUUCUCCAACCAAAACGGCCAGUCAGAGGAGGCCAAGAUUUACGAGAAGCAAGUCCCCUCAGAAGUCCUCUUCGAGGUCCAGGCCGAUCUCGAAACGCUGGACGAUGACGGGUCGGGCGGAAUAGACCUGCGCAAGGGCAUCGGCGUUGACGACGACAGCGACAGCGACGGCGAGUCAGAAAAGAACCCGCACGUUGGCUCGCGCGGGGCCCGGAAACAAGCCCAGAACCAGAUCCUCGGCGGCAUGCUCAAGAAGCGCUCCGAGACUCACGGCGUCUUCAGCCUAGGCGCCGCCGACGAGGACACCUCGCCCAUGAGCAUCCCGCCCGACAUCGCCCAGCGCUGCGUCCUCACCAACGCCACGUCGACCGAGUUCCUCAAGCAGUUCUGGAGCGCCUUCUUGUCGGGCGACCCGGCCCGGACGCAGGAGCUAGCCUACUACGCCGAGUCGUUGCGCCGGUCGGCCGAGCGCAUCGACGCGCUGGCGGGCGAGGCAGAGAAGGUCCGCCAACAGGUGAUUGAGAAGCGAAAGCGCGAGAUCAAGGAGCACUACGAGCGGACGCGUAAGAAACUCCGGUGGCAGCCGCCCAAGGGGGGCAAGGACUCGGUGCUGGCGUUGUUUGAGGCGACUCUUACAGGGCUGAAUUCGGCGCUGGAUAUGUAUGUUUCGGCGUUGGGGGAGGCGAGAAAGAAUGGGUGA